AGCUCUCUUCAUCUUGUAGCUCUUCAAUAGCAGAGCCACUACAUUCACGUCCUGGUGACUGAAUACAUACCAAGCAACAACCACAGUCUAGCCUUACGGGUAUAUUCGUACCCUAAUCCAUUUCAGGUUACUCGCAGAUCUAUCAAAUCAUGCUCCCCAUUACCGAAUUCCAGUUUGCGUUCUGUGGGAUCGCGACCUUUGCGGCCACCUUCGGCUACGCAUGUGCUCGUAGAGCCUCCUCCCUGGGCGCUCAACCAAGGCACGUCGAUGUCGAACCCGAGGAGAAGUCUCUCAAGCGUAAGCUCGAUGAAUCUGAUGCCGAAUCCGAGGAAGAACAGGAGAGACCCGUCAAAAGGAGCAGAACACCUCCCAACGACCACGAGGAGGAAGAGUGGGAAGUUGUCAUCCCACCUCCUUCAUAUCAAGAGGCCCAGAAUGCGGCACCCCAUCCUGAACCAGCUGUUCAACAAGAAGUGUCCACAGUUGCUCAAGUUGGGGCCGCGCAAGUCGAAGAAGUCGCUGCAAGCGCUAAUGAGCCCGCUCCAGAAGCACACACUCCACCGGCUACCAUUGUUAACGAAAAUGCUCAGUCGGCCGAACCACAAACCGAGGAGGUUGAGUCACAACAUAAGCAGAGUCCCGAGAAUCAGUCUCAAUCAGUGAGGACCAAUGAGCCCAGUGAGCCCCGCCCCGUUACACCGCCACCACUGUCGGCUCCCAAACCAGUUACUCCUGGUCCGAAUGUCACUGCAUUCUCAUCUUUCGCAAACACCAAAUCCCCCUUCACCAAGUAUUCCAACACUCCCUUCCCGUCAUCUACGUCGGCGUUCACACCUGCUUGGCGAUGCGGCGAAUCUCGUACCCGAAACUUUCCCGUUGAUAACGCACCUGUGCUGUGUCCGAACGAUAAUGCGAUCUCGCCGUCUCCAAAUGAAGUUGCUGAGACGUCUUCGGCCGGUGCUCUAGGUGACCGUGCACAGGCAUCCACAUCAUCAAAAGUAUCAUCACUCGUAACCGGUGAAGAAGACGAAUCCGUAUCUUCCGAGCUCAAAGGUGUCAAAAUCUUCAUAAAGCGCGGACGCAAAGAAUUCACAAAUGGUAACUUUGGACAUAUCAAAGUCCUGACGCAUGACGAACGAACGCGCUUGUUAUUCAGACGGGACCCCUUGGGCCAGGUGUCGAUGAACGUAGCCUUGCGGUCUGCAGUGCGGUGCCAUUAUGAUGCAGGUGAAAGUAUUCUCCGAGUCGUGCUGAUGGAGCAGGUCGCUGCUGAGGGGAAGGAACCGAAAGAUGAGGUUGUGAUCUAUGCCCUCAAGCCGGGGCGUGCACCGAAGGCCGAUUUCAAGGCCUUUGCUGAAACGCUCUGCGCAAACGAGUCUCUCAAAGUGGCAUCAUAAUCCCUCCUUCCCCUUGGAGGUCAUGGCAGAUGUCAUGUGCCAUGCCGCAAGACGCUGGACGUCUUCAUUAGGACGCAAUAUGCGUUCGGGCAGUAAGUUGUAUGACAGUAUGUCGACAACUUCGCCGCAUGUGCAAAAUGGGUUUGGUUGGUGAAAGACCUCGGCACGUCCAGACCACUGAACAGUUAUGGAUAUCCCGACACUGUAUAUUGAAUACACACUAAAGAUUGUACGAAUUUUUGCUCGUGUUGCGAACACAACACGUAUUCUAGGCAAGUUUGUACGUCUACUCUAUAGAAUCAUGACUCCAGUGCUAAGUUGUCGGAGACUCGAGAAGAUCACAACUACGACAUAGUCAGAAUAGUGGC
Messenger RNA from Suillus discolor, 1765 nucleotides. RefSeq lists its product as uncharacterized. NCBI's taxonomy places the organism in Eukaryota, Fungi, Basidiomycota, Agaricomycetes, Boletales, Suillaceae. Gene Ontology annotation, biological process: intracellular transport. The transcript has 7 exons. The record is from RefSeq and is a predicted model, not a curated record. The coding region runs from base 150 to 1397 and encodes 415 amino acids.